Cherax quadricarinatus is the source of this 13647-nucleotide messenger RNA. RefSeq names its product E3 ubiquitin-protein ligase Siah1. The record is from RefSeq and is a predicted model, not a curated record. NCBI's taxonomy places the organism in Eukaryota, Metazoa, Arthropoda, Malacostraca, Decapoda, Parastacidae. Gene Ontology annotation, cellular component: cytoplasm. Gene Ontology annotation, molecular function: zinc ion binding; ubiquitin protein ligase activity; ubiquitin conjugating enzyme binding. Gene Ontology annotation, biological process: proteasome-mediated ubiquitin-dependent protein catabolic process; multicellular organism development.
AUUAUGGAGCUGAGGACAAGAUGAAAUUUUGUUCGGAUUUUUAACCCUGAGGGUUAGCCACCCAGGAAAACUCAGUCAGUUCAUUGCUGGGGAUAUCUGUCUUAUUUCUACUGGGGUCCUUUAAUCUUGUCCCUUCAGGAUGCAACCUACAACAAUUGACUAACACUUACUUGCUGUUAGGUGAACAAAGGUAGUAGGAAACAUACUGUUUCCAUCGACUGGCAUAGGUAGCAGGCCAUGGGCAGUGCCGAUGCUGCAUGCAGCAGUAACUAGUGGGAGAGAGAGAGAGAGGUGGUAUGAGUGCCAUCCCAUCGAUGUGCCACCAACAGCAACAACCUGGUUAACCAAGGAAACACCAGAAAAACUUUGCCAUAGGAAGGGCUGUGGGAGUAGGAAAUCUUUCAAAACCAGUUACAAGUGCUUUGACAGUGAUGACAAGAGACUAAACUUGCAGCAAUGAGUGCAUUUGCAAGUAAAAAUGGGAGGGCGGUGCACCCUCAGUCACCUCCAUCAGGUGCAGCACCGGGAGGCAACACAGAAUUGGCCAGUUUGUUUGAGUGCCCAGUAUGUUUCGAUUAUGUGUUGCCACCAAUCCUUCAAUGCCAGAGUGGACAUUUAGUUUGUGCCAAUUGUCGCCCAAAGCUCACAUGCUGUCCAACAUGCAGAGGACCUUUAGGAAAUAUAAGAAAUUUGGCAAUGGAGAAAGUGGCAUCCACAGUAAUGUUCCCAUGCAAAUAUUCCUCCUCUGGUUGCUCUGCAACCCUCCUCCACACAGACAAAACGGAACAUGAAGACACAUGUGAGUUCCGUCCAUACAUGUGUCCAUGUCCUGGUGCUUCUUGUAAAUGGCAAGGAUCUUUAGAACAAGUUAUGCCACACCUUAUGAGUGCUCACAAGAGUAUUACCACAUUACAAGGUGAAGACAUUGUGUUCUUGGCAACAGAUAUCAAUUUACCAGGAGCAGUAGAUUGGGUUAUGAUGCAGAGCUGCUUUGGCCACCAUUUCAUGCUUGUAUUAGAGAAGCAAGAAAAAUAUGAUGGUCAUCAACAGUUUUUUGCCAUUGUACAACUCAUAGGCUCAAGAAAACAGGCUGAAAAUUUUGCAUACAGAUUAGAACUAAAUGGUCCUCGGCGAAGACUAACCUGGGAAGCCACUCCACGAUCCAUACAUGAGGGUGUCCAGUCAGCAAUCAUGAAUUCAGAUUGCCUAGUGUUUGAUACAUCUAUUGCCCAAUUAUUUGCAGAUAAUGGGAACCUUGGCAUUAAUGUAACAAUUUCCAUGUGCUGAAGAUCCCAUCUUAUGUGGAUAUAAGAGAUCACAAGAAGCUGCUGAUUCUGCUCAAAAUUUUUGAGGAUGUAAGGGGCAUCCUUGAUAAGUAUAAUGGAUUCAGCAUUUCCUUGAUGUUAAUCCAAGUACUGAUGGAGUGAGAGGAUGCCUUAAGAGGCAUUAGGGAGAUUUUGACACAGGUUAACAACUCAAUAUAUUUGAUGGUGGAAAGAGUUUUGUAUUGUGUCUAGAAAGUCCCCUCAGGGUUGAGUCUCCCCUUGGUGCCAUGUAAUUUAUGAAAGUUAAAUCCUUCAUGAAUCAUCAUGAGAUUAAACCAAGUACAAUAAAAAUUCAUUUUACCUACAUGGAUGUAAGAAUUCACUGUAUAUAGCAUUUUCAAAGGGAUUCGAAUGAAGGAGUAACAUUUUGCUUAUCAUCAUAUGCCUUGUAAGUACAUUUUAUUCAUUUUUGCAUCAUUAAGUUAUUUAAUGUCUGGUAAUUUCUUAGUGCACUGCAUUUUACUUAUACGUUGCACUUUAAACACUUUCUUAGUAAAUCUAUUUAAUAUAACCCUUUCUGUAAAAAUAUACCACAAUCUUUUCUUCCAUUUAUUUUUUCCCAUAUUCAGUGAGUAUAGAUCUUGCAGAAGUGGUCCGGAAUCAUCAUGUUAUAAAUUAAGACAUAGAUGUAUUAUUGAAUUAUAUAACUUUGUUCUUUUCUGGAGUGAAUAUUAUUGAUUCUGAGAAGGACUAAGAAUAUAAUUUACUUGUCACAUACAGCCAAAGUGUAUGCCAUAUUUGUUUAGUUAAAUGGGAUAAUGCAAUAGCACUUUGUUUAAUUAUUAUUUACAUAUGUCUCUUAUAGUUAAAUCAUGUUAUAUAAGCACACUUUUUUUUUUAAAUCUUCUCAUUUAAAUUUUCCAUGCAAAUUAAGGAAUACUAUUAUGAAUUGUUUUAUCUAUACAGUAUAUGCAACAUUAAAUUAUAGUUCCUUUAUUUUUGUUUCUCUUUCUUGGGGGAACUCCAAAACUAGUUUGAGUGAAUUUAUGUAAUUGAGAUCCAUGUAUUACAGUAGAUGACAGCAUUACAUGACUUCUUGUUUCUCAGCAACAGUUCCAAUAUAAUUUUGACAAGCUACAAUUUAGUACAUAUAAAACAUUAACAUGUAUAGUAAUGUAAGAAAUAGCCAUGCACUUAUAUUGCUAACUUUGCAGAAUAUAUGCAGCCUAUAUUUGAAAAGUUUGAACUAUACCAUUUCAUAUUAACAUAGAGAUUAUUGGCCUGUUAACAUUAUUAUUACCUAGUACAGGGCAACAUACCUUGGAAGCAAGUGGCAGGAAUGAAUAUGUGGGGUGGCAGGCCUCCAGCAGCAACACCCUGAUUGACCAGGCUAGCACCAGAAGAGCCUGGCCCAUGGCUGGGCUCCGGGAGUAGAAAGACUCUCGAAAUUCAUCAAAGGUAAGGUAUAUCAAAGGUGUACAUUUAAAUGUUGUAUUAACAAAGUGGAAAUUCAUCUUCAGCCCUCAACCAAAGUUAGCAGUUGUGAAUUCUCUAGCCAGCAGGUAAAAACAUAAGAAUAAUUUUUUUUUUUUUUUUUUUUUUUAACAAGUCAGCCGUCUCCCACCGAGGCAAGGUGACCUAUAAAGAAAGAAAAUCCCCAAAAAGAAAAUACUUUCAUCAUCAAUCAACACUUUCACCUCACUCACACAUAAUCACUGUUUUUGCAGAGGUGCUCAGAAUACAACAGUUUUGAAGCAUACAGUAUGUAUAAAGAUACACAACAUAUCCCUCCAAACUACCAAUAUCCCAAAUCCCUCCUUUAAAUUGCAGGCAUUGUACUUCCCAUUUCAAGUCCGGCUAUAUAAAAAUAACCGGUUUCCCUUAAUCCCUUCACUAAAUAUUACCCUGCUCACACUCCAACAGCUCGUCAGGUCCCAAAUACCAUUCAUCUCCAUUCACUCCUAUCUAACACGCUCAUGCACGCUUGCUGGAAGCCCAAGCCCCUUGUCCACAAAACCUCCUUUACCCCCCUCCCUCCAAGAGUGUUGGUACUACUAUACUUUCAUACAUUCCCUUCUUUGCCUCCAUAGAUAACGUUUUUUGUCUCCACAUAUACCUCAACGCACCACUCGCUUUUUUUUCCUUCAUCAGUUCUAUGAUUAACCUCAUCCUUCAAAAAAUCCAUCCGCUGACACAUCAACUUCCAAAUAUCUGAAAACAUUCACUUCUUCCAUACUCCUCCUCCCCAAUUUGAUAUCCAAUUUUUCUUUAUCUAAAUCAUUUGAUACCCUCAUCACCUCACUCUACCUUUACACACACUCCCGAACUCGUCCACUAACCUUUGCAAUUUUUCUUUAGAAUCUCCCAUAAGCACAGUAUCAUCAGCAAAAAGUAACUGUGUCAAUUCCCAUUUUGUAUUUGAUUCCCCAUAAUUUAAUCCCACCCCUCUUCCCAACACCCUAGCAUUUACUUCUUUUAUAACCCCAUCUAUAAAUAUAUUAACCAUGGUGACAUUACACAUCCCUGUCUAAGACCUACUUUUACCAGGAAGUAGUCUUCCUCUCUUCUACACACCCUAACCUGAGCCUCACUAUCCUCAUAAAAACUCUUUACAGCAUUUAGUAACUUACCACCUAUUCCAUAUACUUGCAACAUCUGUCACAUUGCUCUCCUAUCCACUCUAUCAUAUGCCUUUUCUAAAUCCAUAAAUGCAAUAAAAACUUCCCUACCUUUAUCUAAAUACUGUUCACAUAUAUGCUUCAAUGUAAACACUUGAUCCACACAUCCCCUACCCACUCUAAAACCUUGCUCAUCUGCAAUCCUACCUUCUGUCUUAAUUCUAAUUCUUUUAAUAAUAACCCUACCAUACACUUUCCCUUGUAUACUCAGUAAACUUAUUCCUCUAUAAUUUUUACAAUCUCUUUUGUCCCCCUUCCCUUUAUAUAAAGGGACUAUACAUACUCUGCCAGUUCCUAGGUACCUUCCCCUCUUUCAUACAUUCAUUAAACAAAAAUACCAACCACUCCAACACUAUAUCCCUCCCUGCUUUUAACAUUUCUGUCAUGAUCCUGUCAGUUUCAGCUGCUUUACCCCCUUAAAUUCUACAUAAUGCCUCACGCACCUCCCCCACACUCGCAUCUUGCUCUUCUUCACUCCUAAAAGAUGGUAUACCUCCCUGGCCAGUGCAUGAAAUUACCGCCUCCCUUUCUUCGUUGACAUUUAAAAGUUCCUCAAAAUAUUCUCACCAUCUACCCAAUACCUCCAUCUCCCCAUCUACUAACUCCCCUACUUUGUUUUUAACUGACAAAUCAUUCGUUCUCUAGGCUUUCUUAACUUGUUUAACUCACUCCAUAAUUUUUUCUUCUUUCUUUCUUUCUUUCAACACACCGGCCGUAUCCCACCGAGGCUGGGUGGCCCAAAAGGAAAAAUGAAAGUUUCUCCUUUUACAUUCGUAAUAUAUACAGGAGAAGAGGUUACUAGCCCCUUGCUCCCGGCAUUUUAGUUGCCUCUUACAACACGCAUGGCUUACGGAGGAAGAAUUCUGUUCCACUUCCCCAUGGAGAUAAGAGGAAAUAAAAAAGAAUAAGAACUAGAAAGAAAAUAGAAGAAAACCCAGAGGGGUGUGUAUAUAUGUGCUUGUACAUGUAUGUGUAGUGUGACCUAAGUGUAAGUAAAAGUAGCAAGACAUACCUGAAAUGUUGCAUGUUGAUGAGACAGAAAAAAGGACACCAGCAAUCCUACCAUCAUGUAAAACAAUUACAAGGCUUUUGUUUUACACUCACUUGGCAGGACGGUAGUACCUCCCUGGGCAGUUGCUGUCUACCAACCUACUACCUAUGAGAAUUUUUUCUUAUUUUCAUUAAAAUUUCUUGACAGUGCCUCUCCCACUCUAUCAUCUGCUCUCCUUUUGCACUCUCUCACCACUCUCUUCACCUUUCUUUUACUCUCCAUAUACUCAACUCUUCUUAUAACACUUCUGCUUUGUAAAAACCUCUCAUAAGCUACCUUUUUCUCUUUUAUCACACCCUUUUCUUCAUCAUUCCACCAAUCACUCCUCUUUCCUCCUGCACUCACCCUCCUAUAACCACAAACUUCUACCCCACAUUCUAAUACUGCAUUUUUAAAACUAUUCCAACCCUCUUCAACCCCCCACUACUCAUACUUGCACCAGCCCACCUUUCUGCCAAUAGUUGCUUAUAUCUCACCCGAACUUCCUCCUCCCUUAGUUUAUAAACUUUCACCUUCCUCUUACUUUUACACGUACUUAAGCUAAAAAAAUUUCAUAAAGUGGCAUGUCACUCACCUUGUAUGUCCUGCUGAGUCAUAAUUAUUUAUGACAUACUGUGGGGACCCGACUGACAAAGUGGAAGGACGUCCAAACAGUUGAGCUGAGGCUUAAAAUAGUGGCUGGUUGCAAAUUUGUAGCCUACAAAAUCUGUACUUAUAUAAGUUGUGCACAAACAAGCUUCUGUAUAUGUACACAUGCACAGUUUGAGAGUUAAUAUGCUGUUCAAAAAAGAAUAAAAAGCCAUAACACUGUGGCUAGAACAAUGCACAAAUAGCCUACAUUUAGGAAACUGAAACCUUUGACAAUGUUUUAAUCUCACUUGGACCAUUAACUUGUUUAAGGUCCAAGUUCGACCAGAACAUUGUUAUAGGUUUGUCUCCUAAGUGUAUAUUGCUGUUUAAAUCAGUUAAGUCAGAAAGGUGUGCUAGAGCAAUGUCUAUGAGUAGGAGUGCCUUUACUGGCAAAUUCAUUGACAUUAUAUAAAUCUUGAUUUUUCAGUACAGUGCAUUCACUGAAAUUUUCCUUGAAAACAGGUUCAUUGAUCUUGUUCUUAUUAGAUUUCAGAAAAAGAAUAGGCAAAUAACCGGUUUGCUUUGAACAGCACAGGGAUUCAGGGAAUAGUAAAAUAGCAUAGGCUUGAUCAUUCAGUCUUCCUUGGUAUUUGUACAGAGAAAGUUUAGCUAUUCUUUGGCCACCUUGGAAUAAGGAUCAUAUUUCUUCUUGAUUAUAUGUUCCUUAUAGCAUACCCAUCCAGAACAGGUCAGUCUCAUUGGUAUUCAAAACCUGUUUAGGCUUGUAUCAACUUUCUGCUGUUGCUUCCUUAACCCUUUUACUGUCUCCCACAUAGAUCUUUGUCAUUGAGGCCAGUUUUGCUUAUGAAUGGAGACGAAUGGUAUUUGGGACCUGACGAUAUGUUGGAGUGUGAGCAGGGUAAUAUUUAGUGAAGGGAUUCAGGGAAACCGGUUAUUUUUAUAUAGCCGGACUUGAGUCCUGGAAUUGGGAAGUGCAAUGCCUGCGCUCUAAAGGAGGGGUUUGGGGAUAUUAGCAGUUUGGAGGGAUAUGUUGUGUAUCUUUAUAUGUAUAUGCUUCUAAACUGUAGUGUUCUGAGCACCUCUGCAAAAUCAGUGAUUAUGUGUGAGUGAGGUGAAAGUGUUGAAUGAUGAUGAAAGUAUUUUCUUUUCGGAGAUUUUCUUUUUUUUUGGGUCACCCUGCCUCGGUGGGAGACGGCCGGCUUGUUGAAAAAAAAAAAUGUAUAUACGUCUUACGAGUCACCGUUUUUAACGUAUAUAUACUCACAAAUUCUAGCGGCUUUAAAUCGAGCAGGAGGAAGCUGGUAGACCCACAUGUGAGAGAAUGGGUCUGUGUGGUCAAUGUGCACCAUAUAAAAAAAAUCCUGCAGCACGCAGUGCAUAAUGAGAAAAAAAACUCCGACCGUUUUUUUUUUUAAUUAAAAUGCCAACUUUGUGGUCUAUUUUCGUAUAGUAUUUAUGGCUGUAUUCUCGUUUUCUUGGUCUCAUUUGAUAGAAUGGAAAACAUAUUAUAAAAUAGAGGUGAUUUUGAUUGGUUUUACUAUGAAAAGAACCUUGAAAUGGAGCUCAAAGUAGGGGAAAUGUUUGAUUUUUCCCGAUGUUCAAAAGUAAACAAAUGAUGUCAUUUUCUAAUAAAUGCCCAACUAGCCAUUCUAAUAUGCAGUCAUGAAUGGGUUCACAUUAUUUAUACAAUUAUUACAAUAUUGCAGUAGUCUGCAUAACAGUAAAUCUUCCAUUUUUUUUGUUUGAAUAAAAAUUCAAAAUAGAAAGCAGGAGUAAUAUCAGAGGGGCCUGGAGACGUGACUGAUGUACAAAGAAAAUGUUAUUUUAGAGCCAGGAAUGUCUGCAUUGUUCAUUCUGGACCCUAUUUUGAAAUUGUCAUAUUUUUUAAUUUUCGUGAAAUUGGCCAAAUUGCAAAUUUCUGACAACAUUAUUGGGUAGUUUAAAUUGGUAAAUGGGCAGUUUCUUGUACUCAAUCGAUAGAAAAAAUGGAGUUCUAAAAAAAUAGCUAUGAGUUUGUCGACUGGAACAAUGGAAUUAGCCGAAAAUAGGGCUCAAAGUGGGCGAAAUUGCCGAUUCAUAAAUAUCGCCGAGGCCGCUAACUUGGCAAGUGUAAUUUAAUUCUGUCAGUUUUCCAUCAAAUUUCAUUCUUUUGGUGUCAUUACAAUCGGGAAAAGAUUCUCCAUCAUUUCAUAAGUUUUUUUGCGACACCAGGAGACACCUCAGGAUUUGGGGUUGCAACAGUCGAGGGGUUAAUCACAGCACCCUCAAAUUCACUGUGAUUGGUAAAUUUUGGCCUAGACAUGAGAGAAUGGGUCUGUGUGGUGGGUGUGCAUGGAAUAAAAAGAAUUUUGCCUCGCACAGUUCAUGAUGGGAACAGCUAGUCUCCAAUCUUGUGUUUGUGUUUAAACAGAGAUUUUGAAAUUUUUUGAGGUGGUUUUCAUGGUUUUACUGGCUGUUUCCCCAGGUUCAGUUGAUAGACCAGAAGACAUACUAGUGAAAUGGAGACGAUUGUAGUCCGUUUCAGACUGAAAGUGUCCUGAAAUAAGUCCCAAAAUGGCAAAAACAUUCAGUUUUUGGUGAUUUUCCUGAGGAAGGGUAGGAGCCUCUCCCACCCACCAGUUUGUUUUAUGGAUUUGUGCUAAGUCUGCUUCAGUUACAGGGGGAGUCUAAACCUUGACCAUUCAUUGUUGGUUAUAUUUUAUUACUCGAGAAACAGGGAAAACUAUGACAUGUUUAGUGAUAAUGGAUUCAGUAUAGAGGGCAAGUGUUAUAUAAGAGAGGCCUCAAGACAUGAUUAUGAACAAAGGAAAGGUUGCUUUAGUUCCAGGAAUGCCUAAAGUGUUUAUUUUGAACUUUUGUUUUAGGGGGAAUUUGUUGGAUUUUAUGGAAAAUUGGCCAAAUUUCUGACUACUUUGCAUUUUAUAGGGCAGUUUCUUGUACUCAGAAAGAAUGGAAGAUAUACUAGUGACAUAGCCAGGAAUUUGGUCGCUUUAAGCAAUGGAAGUGUCCUAAAGCAGGCCUUGAAUUGGGUGAAAUAGCUGAUGCAUAAAUUACACCCAGACAGCCAACUUCACACCUACAUAAUUCUAUAAGUUUUACUUCAAAUUUUGAAUAUUUAGUAUCAUAACCCUCAGAAAAAGAUUCUCAACCAUUUUAGAUGAUAAAAUUAUUUAGAUUUUUUAAAUCACAACACUGACAGCCCUUUUAAUUUCAGGGGCCACGAGAAAAUUCUUCAUCUUCGUAAACAACUGAUGUGACUUCUUUUAUGCUCUUAACAGUGUGUAGGCCAUAUGUGCUUAACCCAGAUCUAGGUUGCUACAAAGAGCUGAGUACUAUUAGUGUACUUCUGCCUUCCCAAUUAGAUGAUAUGAUUUUAGCUCUAUCACUUGUAUUUGAAACAUCUGUUGGCAUAUUCUGUUGUUGUUGUUGGUUUUUGAUGUACACAUUGAGGCUAGUUUUUAGCUUUAACAGUAUUAGAAUCAAAGGUUUACAGGACCCCAAUCUUUUCCUAAUUAAACCAUGGAAUGGGUGGGGUUUUAACCCAUGGCAGGCAAGUCGUAAACCUCCAGCCCGUGUGUGGUUUGCUUUCAAGCAUAUUACCUUUCCAUAAUUUACAGUUCAUCCUUCUUAGUGCACCUCACUGUUGACUCAAUACUGUAUUACAAGAAUACCUGGUCAGUCAUACACAUGAUCAACAUUAAUCCUCGGUGGGAGAUGGCCGACUUGUUGGAAAAAAAAAAAAAUUACAAUCUCUUCAUCUUGGUUGGAGACUGACUUGCAUAUGAAAUGCAUGAUGGUUUGAGUAAUAUCCAAAGAAAUAUUGGCAAUGUUGGCUAGGCAUGUACAUGUAUCUAGAUUUACUACUGCCCACAAACAAUAGUAAAUCAACAAUUUAUCUAUUUUUGCUUAAAAUUAUUGUAUUCAUAUUUCAUAAGGAAAUGUGUGUAAUAUUGCACACCUCGAUAUUUGUAUUGCAUAUUACUGAACAAUACUAUAUAAGAAUAUUUAUGUAAUUAUUUUUGUAUGUUUCACUGCAGGCACUGUUAAUUUAUUGGGUGGUCUAGUUUUCCUUGUGCAUCAGUCAUAUAGCACCCUGUGAUGCCUGACUUAUGGCCCAAAGGAAACUGAAUUAUCACCUAAAAUCCAUAUGUGGGAAAAUGAAAUGAUCAUAGCUGACCUUUCAGCGAAAGACUAAAUCGUAUUUUUUUGUAUCAUAUGCAAAUAGCACUUAGAAAAUAACGCUUGUUUGUGUAUUUUUCGAUUAUGUUAAAGAAACACUUAAUCCUGGGAUAUUCUUUAAAUCAUACUAAAAUCAGUGUUUCCUGUAAUGUGCUUGCUGGCAUUUGGUUGUACAUGGGACAUUAUGAGACAUUAAUUUUAUUCGCAUUUAGUUACCAGAUAUAAAGGUUCAUAGUGUGGAAAUUAGGAGGAGGUGCUGGAUUGCUAAAACUAUUAUCCAGAGGGAUGAGGAGUUGUUGAGGUGGUUCGGACAUGUAGAGAGAAUGGAACAAAAUAGAAUAACUUCAAGAAUGUAUAAAUCUGUAGUGGAGGGAAGGUGGGGUAGGGGUCAGCCUAGGAAAAGUUGGAGGUAAGGGGGAAAGAAGGGGAUGUGUGCAAGGGGCUUUGACUUCCAGCAAGCAUGUGUGAGCAUGUUGGAUAGGAGCGAAUGGAAACAAAUGGUUUUUAGGACUUGAUGUGCUGUUGGAGUGUGAGCAAGAUAACAUUUAUGGAGGAAGUCAGGGAAACCAGCAGGCUGGACUUGGGUCCUGGAGAGGUGAAGUACAGUGCCUGCACUCUGAAGGAGGGGUGUUAAUGUUGCAAUUUUAUAAUUGUAGUGUAAGUGUGCCUCUUGCAAGACAGUGAUAGAGUGAAUGAUGAAAGUUUUUCUUUUUUGGGCCACCCUGCCUUAGAGAUUUUCAAAUUUUUUAGCCAAAGAAAUUAUCUUGAUAGGCUGUUUCUGGACCCAUUAAUUAAAUGGGAAAGGCAUUCCUGGGAAACUUCAUGCAAAUCAAAUUUACUCAAAAAAAAAAAAAAAAAAAAUUAUGUAAGCUUUUAACCCUUAAACUGUUCAAACAUAGAUCUACGUUUGUACCGCUAGUGCUCCAAACAUAGAUCUACAUUUUAUUUUUUCUGCCUUCAAAUUUGGCACGAGUGGCCUGAGCUGCCUGGUCAGUAUAGAAUGGGUCUUAACCCUCGGUGUGUGCAGUAUUAAAAAAUCUGGGACCACUUAGUACCUUGUGGGAGUACCAGUUCAAUUGAGCGCCAGCUAGAGCAAAUAGCGUGGCAAACACCAGGGAUUCACUGAUGCCAUGUUGUAUUAACACUUCCCUUUUAAGAGGAAAAUGAUGUUGACCCAGAGUUUAGUGGCUUUGAGAUGAAUGUGGCCACAAGUGAUCGAGGAAAUAUCAAAAGCCUGGAUAAUAACCCAUGUGCAACAUUUGUGUAACAUCCUUUCAUUUCUGAUACCGCUGGUAGUGUCAUCCUGCCAGAAUGUCCUAUAACUUAUGCCCUAAGAAAAGAGUAACGAUUCUGGAACGUGUAAUAUGUCUUUGGCAGGCCGAGUGGCUGGCUGGUGGGCCGGAUGACUGAUUGACUUUGGCUGUCUCUCUCUCUCUGUCUGUCUGUAUCUAUCUCUUCAUGUCUCUAUCUGUCUGUCUCUCCCUCACAUGUAUACAUAAAUAGUUAUUAUACAUAGUGUAAAUUGCCUAGGAUAAUCCAAAAAAAAUUCAGAAAGUGUUGUACUGUGCUUGUAGACAUACUCAUAAUAAACAUGACUGUCAAGUAAUACGCAUUUCACUUGUUCGGGAAUCAGACGUGGCUACUCUGCAUCGUGUGUAAUACCUGUUAGUUCAUGAGUGGCUCUCUGAGACAGAGAGAGAGAGAGAGACAAGCAGACAGAGACAGGAAGACAGACACACAGGCAAAGAGAAAGACUGAUAAGCAGACAGAGCUAGACACAGACAAACAAAUAGAAAUGUUUUUAUGUAACAGUGAAAACAAAGAAAGCGCACUAUCAUCAAGUGUCACUCAUUGCUGCACUGUCAGCAAUGGGGUGACACUCGUCUUACACAGUGCUGCUUCAAGGAGUUUCAUAUAUACUCCAACAUGUCUAAAACAUUGCUGGGACCUAUAAAUACUAUGUAUAUAUUUCUGGACAAUAGUAGGUGACCAAGGCAGGUGAAAAUGUUCAUAUGUCAGUGUGUUUGUGACUAUAUGAGUACUGUUUGAGUAUCUAAUAUUAGUGUCAGAACAAACAUUGGCUAUGGAAUCACAAGAACUACUACAAUUUGUAAUUAUCAGAACAAAAAAAUUAUAAAAAUAAAAAAGAAAAAAGAGAAAAAAAGAUAUAUGGGCAACACAAGCGGCAGGACUCCAUGUUGCCGUCAGGUAAGCAUCCAGCGCCAACUUUGCGGUCUUAUAUCUUGGUAAGUACUGCCCCCCCCCCCUUUUUUUUUUUUUUUUUUUUUUCUUUUUACACAGAAAAUUGCUCUCUUUAAUUUAAAAAAAAAAAAUCCAAAAUAUUCCCAGCGUUGGCAGUGAAAACGUAGAUCUACAUUUGGGCAAUUUAAGGGUUAAAAAAAAAAGUACAUCAACAAUAAUUUCCCACAUUGUAGGGUAAUGCAAAGAAAAAAGCACACCAUCUCUUGUGCCCUAGUUGCAUUUCCAUAAGUGCACAAACAUGAUCCACUGAUGACCCAUCAAACUAGAAUAUUCCAUCUGAUUUGCACAGUUCUGGCACCCCCAAAACUCAAGCUUAACUAACUAGUUUUCCUCUAUUCCAAAGAACUCUCCUCCACUCACUAAUCUAACAUGCUUGCACAUAAGUCUGCUGGAUGUUCAAGCCACUACCUCUAAAUAUCAUCUUCCACUCCCUCCUUCCAAUCCUUCCUUGGGCAUCUACACUUCUUCCUCCUUCCUUGACUUCAAUUUAUUUUUUUAAAUCUGGCCGUCUUUCACUGAGGUAGGGUAACCCCCCCCCCCUUCAAAAAAAAAAAAAAGUAGGGAACGCAUGAACUUUCAUUCAUUUAAACACUGUCCUGUGAGAAGCAUACUAGCAUCAGGGUUAAGAUAACUCUCCAAACUGUAGCAUCCUCACCCCUCUCAAAUUUGUAAACCUUGAUCAACUUAUCAUGCUCUUUCCUUGCUGUAUUGUCAAACUACCUCAGCCCCCUUAACAUACUUUGGAUUAUACCUUUCAUGCCACCUCCCAGUCUUAUUUUAUUCCCACUCCACACUACAUGUUUUGCAAAACAACCACUGUGAAAAAAUAGUGAAAUUCCAUGCUAUUUCAUGAUUUUUCACAUUAUCAAGAAAUCAUGAAAGCACUUGGAAUUUAACUAUUUUUUCACUGUGGUUGUUCUGCACAUCGUAAUAUCACCUGUUUUACUGUGAUCUUAUUGCACUAUUUUUUUUUUCUUUUCUUUUCUCUCCAACACAACCAUCGUCUCCCACUGAGGCAGGGUGACCCAAAAAGAAAGAAAAUCCCCAAAAAGAAAAAUACUUUCAUCAUUCAACACUUUAACCUCUCUCAUACAUAAUCACUGUCUUCGCAGAGGCGCUCAGAUAUGACUGUUUAGAAAAUAUAUAUUCCCCUCCAGACUGCCAAUAUCCCAAACCCCUCCUGUAAAGUGCAGGCAUUGUACUUCCCAUUUCCAGGACUCGAGUCCGGCUAACCGGUUUCCUUGAAUCCCUUCACAAAAUAUUACCCUGCUCACACUCCAACAGCUCGUCAGGUCCCAAAAACCAUUUGUCUCUUUUCACUUCUAUCUAAUAUGCUCACACACACAUUAUUUAACACUGGCUGUCUCCUCCUUGUUAUUAAUAUGAGACCAAAGAGAAAAUUAAGUAAAAAGAGUAAAAAGCUGUAUUGAAGUAAUACAGUUAAAUUUGUGUAAUUACAUACAUAGAACACUUAACUCUGAUAUUAACCCUCCCCUCAAACAUCUCCUUGCCAACCUCAACAGAACACAUGACCAUAACACAAGGCACAGAUCACUCUUUGAUGUUCCUCGUGUCCAUCUCACGCUAUGCAAAAACUCAAUGCACAUAAAAGGCCCUAAAA